Molecule: messenger RNA, 3524 nt
Organism: Amoebophrya sp. A120
Lineage: Eukaryota; Dinophyceae; Syndiniales; Amoebophryaceae
Source: the annotation of a GenBank genome assembly
AAUCACGUCCCGUAAUAAAACCAGAGUCAGGCGACGCAGGAUCUUUUUUUAAUUUAGCAUUCGUAUCACAUCAAUUCCUCUAGUACUUCGGGAAGUACACGUUCUCGCAGUCGCGUACCCGGAGACCCGUCGUCUCUGCUUGUCUCCCGGAUCUCCACCAUGACGGACCUUUUCGGUGCCGCAGAGCUCGGGUUUUAUCGGCGUGUAUUCGACUCCGCGGAACUGGAGCCCGACGGUCAAUUUCUUGGCGGAGUAAAGGGCGCCGAGUUGCUGGCGAAAUCAAGUACAGUUUUUGAUGUAUGCGCACGCCUUUGGUGUUGAGGGCGCCAAGAACGCCCACUACGUGGAGAUAAGUACGAGCAUGCAGUAAUUCCUGGCUGCAAACAUCAUUUACAAGGACUUCACUCAAGGCUCUUGUCGGCCUAUGUCAGCCUCUCCAAAAAAAAAAGAAUGCAUACACAAUCCUCAGAUCUCCCGCGCAAGACCCUGCACGAAAUCUGGAACAUAGCAGAUGCGCGCAACGAGGGAAAGCUCGAUUUUGCAGCAUUCAGCGUCGCCUGUCGACUGGCUGCGCACGCGCAGCAGGGUGCCGCGAUUUCGGAUGACCUGGUGGAAAAGGAGCCGGCUGCUCCACUGCAGCUCAGUUCGAGUGGGCGAGCGACGCCGAGCACCUCGCCCCGCGUCGUGACGCCGACUGGCGCUGCGUCUUCCUCCUCCACCGCGCCGUCACAGGUACAAUUGCCCCUCUGGCGAGGGCUCUGUGGCAAGUUUUGGCUUCUGCUAAUGCUGCAUCGCCCUAUACCGGUAAAACUAAAAGUGUAUGUGUAACAUGAUGAACAUGUUGAGUACGUGGUAAGUGCUGGUAUACAAUAGCAGGUAGACUGGCGUCCCACGGAUGGUGAACUGCAGCAAUACCUCCAAGUGUUCCGCAGUGUGCAGCUAGAGCACACGCCCAGCCCGCCCCCCGGCUACGUGGAGAAGUGCGAAGCGACGCGGAGACUGUUCGCGAAAGCAGGGUUGUCCGCGGCGGAGUUCACGACGCUGUGGACCCUGGCGGACGUGGACGCCGACGGCCGGCUCUCCGUCAAGGAAUUUUGCGUCGCCAUGAACCUCGUGACCAAGUGCCAGAAACUCGGGCUGCCGCUCCCCACUUCCAUCCCCGUCGAUGCGAGCAACUUCAGUCUUCCCGCCUUUUCCCCGGUCCCUGUACCAGCCUCCGCUGUUGUCUCCGGGACCGGCGCAGCGUCGGCCUCGUCCGCCGUUGCACACGGGACCGCCGCGGAAACGGCAAGUGGCAACGGACCGCCCGUCACCCUGCCACUUGUGCCGCCGAACGGAGUGAAUAUCGGCGGUGCAUCUUCGAGCACCAGCAAAAUGGUCUCAACCGGGCCGCCAGGAGUCAAUGGCGCUGCGGGAGAACCAGGGGCCACUGGGGAAGGCGGGAACCCGAGUGAUCCGAGCGGCGCUUCCGCAGACGGAACAAGCAAUGUGACGGGAGGUAAUGCACCUUUUUCUCGAUGUGGAUUUUCCCUUGCGUACUCCCCUGUAGGUAACCUAACUCGUUGGACAUAAGUACGGUCAAACUACAAAGGAUUUUUUGAGAUACAUAUUGAACAUGUGAAAAGAUCCGUUGUUGGAUUCUGUUCCAAUUCGAUUGCGAAUGCAGUGAUAUGUGAACCGCAAACAACAAUAGGUGGCAUGCUCACUCGUGCAUGGCGCGCGGAAGCUAAGAUAGGCAAUCAGGAGCUGAGUCCGGCGGAAAUCGAGUUUCUCGAGGAGCGAGCCAAUCUAGAACUGCAGAUGCGCAGAAAGCGGGAUUUCGAGCGGGCCAUCUUGCGUCUCCGGCACCAGAUCGAAGAUUUGCAGGUACUUGCCGUGUAGUUUUUACUUACAUCUAUACUGAAAGUAAAAGUAGUUUUGCAGCUUUCGCGAGAGCAGGUCGAGACGCCGUAAAGAUGUCCACACUCGAAUUCUACACAACGGAAACGAUGACUGCAAACACGUCGACCAGGGAACAAACCAUGCAAAUGAAAAUUCCAGGCGCAUCAAAGCAUCAAGGAUGUCGAGCGUGCAAAGAUGGCGAGCCGGCUGGAUGAGGUCGAGGCGAGCCACGAGUUCCUCCGCGGCCAAGUUGAACAGGUGGAAAACGACCUUCUGCUGAUCGCCGAGUUGCACCCGAAUCGAGCAACCGCGCAAGUGGACCCGGUCCUGCAGGAAAGCAGCGGAAACUUCGAAGAAUUCCGCUCCAAAGCCCUACAAACCGUGCGACUGGACAGGUAUGCGCGGAAGAUGGAUUUGUUUUUGAAAAGGAUUAGGAUAUAGGAAUUGAGAGGAGGGUAUGUAGCCGUUUUGAUAGUAGAGGACUAGCUGCGCCGACGCCGUACUAGCCUGAAUUUUUUGUUCGAAGUUCGUUCUAGUAUACUGAUCCAGCUGUUGCAAUCCCAAUCCCUAUGUAUUGCAAUACUGUUCGAUGUUAAGAUCACUGGACUGUGAUAGCCAUUCCCAUUACCUAAAUUUCAUUGAUCGUACAGGGAGAUGGCCAGAAUAGACAACGAGAAGCUGGAGGAGCUGCGCGUGAAGCUGAAGGCCAUGGACCGCGAGAAGAAAGCUCUUUCCCAGAAAAACGCCAUCCUGCUCGAAAAGUUCCGCCAGAUCGAACAGGAUCGGAGUUUGCUCAUGGCGAGUAGCAUUUAUUCCAACUUUUCGCUUGUAAAUGCGUUCUACUUUUUUCGUACGGUACUACAAAAGGAGGAACAUAAGUAUCUCCAAAAAAGAUGUUGUAGUAGUUCAAGUGAUCUGAUGAAGUGAUCUGAUGCACGUGAUUCUGAAUUUAAACAAGAAAAUCCGACCAAAACAACAGACGUCGAUACCGAGCGCUCCAAACUUUUGCUACUGCGGGAAGAGCGGCUGAAGCUGCUCACCGAGCGGUGUCAGCUCAAAGCACAAGAAGCAAGGUUGGGCCAGGAACUCGCGAGUAAACCCACGUACCUGCAGAACACGAGGCCGCAGAACGAUUUGAUGUCGUUCAGCUCGCUGGAAAUGCCGCCAUCGAAGCAAUGGCAGGCUUUUGGAAGCACCGCAGAGCCAGCAAACACCGACUGGACUUCGAACUUCAACGGGCCGACAAAGUGGGAGUCGUUCAAGAACUGAGAAAAGUACAUUAUGCCGUAUGCGCCGAGGACCCGAAAGACUUAUAGUGAAGAGGAACUGGUGGGAUGGCGCAGUCCCAUGGCUUUUAGAACUUCAGAUAGAACAUCAGAAGAGCCGCAAUCCUUGCUCUUACUGUUGCUGGCUGCUAAAAUAAAUCGCAGAACGAAGAGAGCUUUGUUUACGCAACCGCUCUUGCACGGAACCCUUGUAAUCGUAACGCGAAGACAUAAAACAAUGCAAAAACGUUGCAGAUGAAAGAGAGCGCCUGCUCGGUGCUGUGUUGCAGCGACCUCCUUUUUUGACCUCAGUCGGGAAGCGAAGCGGUCUUGCGAGUAGUGGUCGCUUCUGAAGACGAUACCUUGCUUCACGAUUCU